AUGCCGUCUCCCGCCCCUCCGCAUCGCCCCUCCAAUCACGGGGGUAGCACCAAAUCGACUCCAGCCAAACAGAAACCGUUGGAUAUCGGACAGCCACUGGGAGUUUAUGACACUAACUCGGUGCGAGCGAAGGUCCGCAGAUGGCAACAACAGGGUGGAGGAGUGAUCACUGCCGACGAGGUCUACUAUGAUGACGAAGACGAGAAUUCGAUCGCCGAAUCAAUCCCCAAGAUCACCAAGGAAAAGGCACCCAUCGCAAGCUCUACCACUCGCAAGCGCAGUAAAAGCACCCCCCGGAAACGAGUUAUUAGCGAUGAGCACUGGAGGCUGAAUCGGAGCUCUACAACCCAGAUCCCUCCGCCGAAACUACCAACACCCAGGCGUAUCGCUGAAUAUACGGUAAACGAUCCGGCACAGGCUGCGGGCAAGGGAAGUGACAAAGGUCGAUCGCCCUUGACGUCUCGUAGUACGGAAAAAAUUGGCACAACCUCAGAGUUACCGAGUAGGGACCGGAGAAAGUCUAGAGUGUCUCGAGACGCCGACUCAGUCAUUACCAGCAAGAUCGAAGAGGAAGUUACUUCGCAUAAUGACUUCUCCAAAGGUGCCUCGCGACCCACGAGCGCAGGGAAGUCGCAGCUGGUGGCUAAAUCAGAACCCUCCGAAAGCACUGGGAAAAAAGAAGGUACAAUGGAAGAUGAUACGGAGUGGGGGGGUAGCGAUGCCGAUUUCUCAGAGCUGUCACGAAGACGAGCGAAAGGCCCAAAUCUGCCGAAAAAUCGUGCUCCUCUGAAACCCCCCAAGGGCGGUAUAUUUGGACACAUGCUGGACGAAUCGCGGAAGAUGUUCGGCAAGCCAGAACCCCCUAAGCCGACUCCUAAUAUUAACCGUGGCGCGAAGAUUGAGGCAUGGUUGACGGACAUGUCUGACCCGUUUAUGGACGAUAUGGGUCUGGACGUGGAAGUCCCUGCACCUUUGAACACUAGGGCCAAUAGGACGAAACAGUCUCCAAAACGAGAGCAGAACCAUGAUCGUGCGGUCGAUACGGACAUAGAGGGCAAAGUGUGCCGGAAAAGCACCAACAAAAAGCACGUGAAAAGCAAGGAGGAUUUGUCUGCUAGUGAGAAUGAGAGGCGGCCGGUAGACGAGAAGGUGGUCUCGAGGGAGUCCUCUAGCAGGAAGAGACCGAACGAGCACAAGUCUAGCCGGUCAUCUCCCAGUGUCAAAUCAAAUACGAAUCGUGAGAAAGCCAACAUUCAGAAGGAAGAGACAGAUACAGAGACUCAUCUUUUCUCAGAUGGCUCCGAGGUAUCAGGCAACAGUUCCCCCGUUCCGCUUAACCGGAAACGACAAAUGCCUAGCACAGGUCUCCAUACAUUGUCCACUAUUGCGUCUGUGGAGUCUAUGAGCAAUACUGGCGAUAAGCAUUCUCAAGCACCUCUUUCUGAGCUGCCCUCAAAGGAGCAGUUGUCGACGGCGGCCGCUGAAGGGGAUCAGGAGGAAAGGGACCAAUUUGAUCCCAACUCACUCCCUGUGGUCUCUACGCAGUUGAAGAGACGCCUUACCACCCAUGAUGAUCUGAUAUCCGUCCUUUCUGCUCCAAAUGGAAGGAGUAGGAGUCUCCGGUCCGCUCGGAGCAUCAGGACGAAUAAGAGCCGUAUUGCAACGGCGACCAUUCCAGACCUCCUCAAAGAGCUAUCGGCAGAUGAAGUCAAAUACAUGCGCGAGCUCAAGACAUUAGUUGGUGGUGUGAUACCGGUGCUUCUCACAUGUGUUCUUUCAAAAUCAGACUCGGCCAUUGCUGCUGGCCUGUUUCGACCGUCCAUGGACACCAAAGAUGAACUCAAUUUUACCAAACCAAUAGUGGACAUGGGCGUGGCGGUUGAGCGAUUGAAAACGCUGCAUAAACGAGUCCCCGAAGACAACGUGGAUUCCUUGCUCAGCUGGGCCCAAGGAGCACAAAGGGUAUACCGCGAAUAUCUGAAAGCAUGGAGAUUAGGCUUUAAGGAUGUUGUUGUUAAUCUGGCUCCUCUUGAGGAAGGAGAGGGCACAGAGAACGCGGAUACUAAGAGCUUGGAUGAAGGAAUGGCCCGGGAUGAAAACGGAGACGUGGUGGACGCAGAUGGUGAGAAGGUUGACGUUGCAUAUCUGCUAAAACGCCCCUUGAUCCGUCUGAAAUACUUGGCGAAAACUUUCAAGGGGAUCAAUAUACUUCAACCCUCGCCAAAGGCCGAGGAAGUAGCUACGGCAUACCAAAGCCUUGUCACCGAUGCUCGCCGCCGAGCGCGCGAUGAACGAGCCAGACUGGAGGAUGAAUCGGCUGCCUGUAUCGAUGCCACCAGAGCUCGGGACCCUGCUACGCUGGGGCCACUUACGGAUGUUAAGAUUGAGAAAGGCCGUCGAGUUCGGGCUCGAGACUUCUUCAACUUAUCGUUAUAUCAUUCGAGCGGCCAAGUCAUAGAUUGCCGUGCGGAGCUACUGCUGAGAGAAUACGACGCAGACAACAGAACCGGAGGGGACUUGCUGAUCUGCGAGAUUGAUCAUUCCGAUCGAUGGCUUCUGUUCCCCCCGAUAGAUACAGCCCAUGUCUCUGCUCGUAACGGUGAUGCAAAGGGGGAGAUUGUGGUCAUGUUGCGCAGUGCUCCCGGACCAGCGAAACCAUGGCAAGAACUCCUAUCACUCCGAAUCGAUGAAGAGGACGUUGGUUUCGAAUGGAUCCAAAUGUUAGGACUCAAUCCCGUCCCACCUGUUAUUUGUCGGAGCCAGAGCUUCAUCGAACGCGCGAGACAACGGCAACGAGCACAAACAGCUACGUGCAAUGAUGAUUCCUCGACCCAGAAGGUCCCUACGAGCCCUACGACUAUGGACGUUCCUAUUGGGGAAAAAGUGACCACUCGUACCCUACGACGCUCCUCGGCUCAAGAGCAAUUAUCUGAUCCAAGUACCGUGGGCUCUUUGGCUAACGAGUCUCAAAUAUCCGCUCAAACAGAAAUUACUCGAGAGUCGAACCAUGCUGUGACGGACCAGCAGUCUUCUACAAAGCCUUCGCCACAACCCCAGUCCUCCAUUCUUCAUGCUAGGGACCCUCGAAAGAUUGCGACUGGCGAUGACCGAUCGCCUGCCGGCCUCAAGCGAUCUAAAGCGAAGAGAAUCGCAGCACGAAACGAUGAGAGCGCUCCCUCGAGUCCUAGCUUGCCAAAAGACUCCAUUCCGGAACAUGACUUGGCUCCUUCCACUCCUCGCCGGCAACAUGAUGAUGCCAACAGCGUUGAGCUACAGAAGAAACCACAGGAAAAACAAUAUCCGCCUCAAACCCCGACAACGGAUGUCCCCGAAAGCUCUCCAAGGGUGUCAUCCGUCCCAUCCAUGAAUCUGCCUCUGAUCCCAAAGAUCCGACAAGAAAGUAGCCAGUCGUACAUUACUGAGUCUAUAGAGUCCCUGUCAGAUGAGGAAUAUGCCCCACUGGAUCUGCAAAGCUCGCCGGAGAGUCCUACAAGGAAGAACAAGAGCCACUCCCGGUCGAACUCGGACUCUAUCGAUCAAAAUAAUGGGGAAGAACCUCCUGCGCCACCACCACACUCUCGUUCCCCCAGCUCUACUUCAGGAUCCAGUCUUCUCAACACUCCUGUUCUUAGCCCAAGCGGCGCCCGGCCUCGUCGCCGCGGCUCUUCCCCAUUAAAGCAUGAAUAUGAGCCGUCUACGGCGUCCGACUCUUAUUCUGAUUCCGAGACUUCUACUGUCCGGCGCUACGACUUGUAUUCGGAUUCAGACUGCACCGCAUCCGAUAGCUCGGAUGAUGAAUCGGAGGACGACCUCCCCCCAGUCAAGGAUCACGAUACCUCUAAACUGGCAGUGCAGGCUUCGUUCAUUACACCUGUACCUAGCUCUCUGUCUCCAUCUAACUCCGCAUCUCAGGGUGGUUAUAGAACAGUUCCUCCGCAGCCUGAAAAGUCAACCACUGCUGUUGCCUCCGUCUUUGCGUGGUCGGAUAAAGGCUCCUGGGAUAGUGUUUUUCCCGAUGACUGCAAGUUAAUUGUCAGCCCUGGUCUUGUCGAGGCUUAUGAGAUGAAGGAUGCAGCCGCUGCAGAGGAGGGCAUAUUCUUGAAGAAAGCUCGACCGGUAGUUGCACUAGAGCUCACACCACUGGUGCCCAUCCGGCGUGGUACAGCCAUUGAUAUUAGCAUCCGUUCUCCUCCAACUGAAAGAUCGAAAGUCACCUGGAGCAAUAACAUCAUGUUCCGGUCCAAGAACGCAGAUGAAUGCGAAGCCCUUUACGGACUCAUUAACCAUGCACGCAUCAAUAACCCGACUUACAUAGCUUUGCAAAAUGCAAGAGGCCCUCUUGCCGACCAGCCGAUCCCUGUUGAUCGUCCCAACAAGUCUGGAGGUUUGUUCGGCUGGCCACGUCGCAGGAGGAGCUACCGUGCUUCAGCUUCACCUCGGUCCCUCGCCGACAAUUCCGAGAGUAGCGUAGGGACCAUGAGCAGUGCGUUCUCGGCGCUGAAGCGCUUUGGGGCGGGAAGCAAGAUGUUCAGUAUUUCGCGGUCCUCUGUCACUUCUCGCAGUCUUAAAAAUGAAGAUAGCUUGUACUCAAGCUCCGCAGGCUCUGGCUCAAACCAUUCACCCAGCUCAGGUCUUGGUAGGAUUGCAGCGGCCAUUAAAGGUGUCGAUGGUAUUGGCCUCUCGAAUGCCAAGAUCCGGCUCUACGUGCGCGAGACUCAAACCAAGUGGCGCGACAUGGGUGCAGCAAGGUUGACUAUCAUGCCAUCGACUCGGGAAUCCUCCAAUCCCGAGAUAGCAAUGACUGGACAAGUCGAUUCAAACGAUGCAGCUGAAGGGACCGACGGAAGCCCACCCGGCUCUGUAACCGUGUCGCCUCAUCGGGGCUUGGAAUCUGAAAAGCGUAUUCUCAUCCGCGGCAAGAUGCGUGACGAGGUGCUUCUUGACGUCUGCUUGCCUGAAAGCUCGUUCGAGCGUGUGGCAAGAACUGGGAUCGCUGUCUCCGUGUGGGAAGAGUCUGCAGGCGGUGCUAUGCCGAAGAAAGGCGGCGUCACUGGCGGGUUCUCCAGAAUAUACAUGAUCCAGAUGAAGAGCGAAGCUGAAGCUGCAUAUACCUUUGGGCUUGUAGGCAAGCUCCGAUACUAG
Molecule: messenger RNA, 5142 nt
Organism: Aspergillus tanneri
Lineage: Eukaryota; Fungi; Ascomycota; Eurotiomycetes; Eurotiales; Aspergillaceae
Exons: 1
Coding region: 1-5142 (1713 amino acids)
Cellular component (GO): nucleus; site of double-strand break
Source: RefSeq, a predicted model, not a curated record